Ricinus communis (castor bean) is the source of this 1495-nucleotide messenger RNA. RefSeq names its product ultraviolet-B receptor UVR8. The record is from RefSeq and is a predicted model, not a curated record. Bases 99 to 1346 code for a protein of 415 amino acids. Lineage: Eukaryota; Viridiplantae; Streptophyta; Magnoliopsida; Malpighiales; Euphorbiaceae. The transcript has 15 exons.
CGGUCAACCACGAUUGCACCAAACAUAAUUAUUAUUCCGAUAAUAUAAUCCAAUAUGUUAUUGUCCCACGCAACAGGAGAAUUGAUAAGCGCAAAGGAAUGUGGAGCACGCAAAUGAGAAGAUACACAAGGAUGAAGUCGUAUAGAAGAUGGAUGUCAAGCGAGGCGGGAAAGAGAUAUGCAGCGGUUUGGGGGAAUGGGGAUUUCGGAAGGUUAGGCACUGGAUCUUUAGAUUCUCAAUGGCGCCCUAAGCUUCUUCUCUCCUCUUGUUUUGCUAAUCACUCCCUCAAAUCCAUCGCCUGUGGUGGUGCUCACACCCUUUUCUUAACAGAAACUGGGUGUGUUUAUGCCACUGGUCUUAAUGAUUUUGGACAGCUCGGUAUAUCAGGCAACCUUUCUUAUACGACGGAGCCUGUUAAAGUUUCUGGACUUCAGAAGGAAAUUAUGCAAAUUUCAGCUGGUUACCAUCACUCUUGUGCUAUUACAGUGGAUGGUGAGCUUUAUAUGUGGGGAAGGAACUCAAAUGGACAACUUGGCCUUGGAAAAAAGGCGCAAAGAAUAGUCCCUCUACCAACAAAAGUGGAGUACUUGAAUGGACUCACCAUUAAACUAGUUGCUUUGGGUUCGGAGCACUCAAUUGCUGUUACUGACAGAGGUGAGGCCUUAAGUUGGGGACUGGGAGGAUUUGGACGACUUGGUCACAGUAACCAAUCAGGCACCUUCAGGUUUUGGACGAGUACUAGUGAGUAUACACCGAGGAGUAUUAAGAAACUAGAGGAGGUUAAGGUUAAAAGUGUUGCUGCUGGGUUGCUUCAUUCAGCUUGCAUUGAUGUAAAUGGCUCCGUUUUUGUAUUUGGUGAAGUAUCAGUUGAUCGAACGGGUUUUGGAGAGGCAAUUGGUGCAGAAAUACCAUCUAUGGUAGGCAAAUUGCCAUGUGCUAAUGAAGUUUCAUGCGGUGGAUAUCACACAUGUGUUGUCACAAGCGGUGGAGAACUAUAUGCAUGGGGUGUCAAUGAAAAUGGUUGCCUUGGUAUCGGUUCUUUCAAUUCAUUGCAUGCACCAGAAAGAGUCCAAGGUCCUUUCCUGAGAUCUCCUGUUGAGAAGGUUUCCUGUGGUUGGAGACAUACUGCAGCAAUUUCUGAAGGCAACAUCUACACCUGGGGCUGGGGAGGUUCUAACGGAACAUUUUCUGAAGAUGGGCAUUCUUCUGGCGGACAAUUGGGUCAUGGGAGCGAUGUUGACUAUCUGAACCCUAAGUCCAUCAUCUUUGAAAAUAAUGUCAAAGUAUUGCAAGUGUCAUGUGGAUUCAAUCACACCGGUGCCAUACUCGAGAAUGCUAAAUCUUAGGGCAUUGUUUACUUUGGCUUUUUAAAGUUUUACAGCACAUCCAUAUAAAUAAAGUGAACGAAGGCAUUACCAUACUUAAUACAUAUGUAAGAGAACUCCUGAAUGAUGUUUGCUUUUAUUAUGCAAUAAAAGUAUCGAUUUGCAAUGUA